Molecule: messenger RNA, 786 nt
Organism: Laetiporus sulphureus 93-53
Lineage: Eukaryota; Fungi; Basidiomycota; Agaricomycetes; Polyporales; Laetiporaceae
Exons: 6
Coding region: 1-786 (261 amino acids)
Source: RefSeq, a predicted model, not a curated record
AUGUUGCAAGUGGGAGUUGCGUGCAACGGCAUCCCCGAAAACGAUUGGCUAAUUGACGAAUGGGAACUGACACUUGACGAAGCACGAAACUAUGUAGAAGAAUACCGCAUAUUGUUGGGGUUCUCACCUUGUCUCAAAGCACAGCUCCUGUUCUUGGAGCCUGACCCUUCCGCGCUAUUUGACAUCUCUACAUACGUCAAGGCUUCACGUGCAGCAAGAGGCGACGACCUGAACAAGGUUAAGAGCAACAUUCUGAAGUACAUUCCCAAGAUCGACACACCUAUGCUACAGAUCGAAGACAUUCUGGCUGGGCAGCGGAAGGAACAACGUGGCUUUGAGCACGUUGCUGCUGGGCGACUGCUGGUGCCUCGUUGCUAUCGUGACGAGUUUGACAAAAACCCGGAUGAAUGGUGCCGACGUUAUCGAGCACAGCAGAUAGAGAUUACUGCCGGUGACUUACCAUCAUUCAUGUAUCCUGAGUCUGGCUUUGAUGUACAAAACCCCACCGAAAACUUGCUCCAGUCUACUUUCCUCGUCGCCAUCUUUCGCGUGAUCUUCAAAGGUCCCAGCGCAGGAAGCAGUGGCAUGACAGAGAAGAAAGGUGGACGUCCACCUCUCUACAUCAAAUAUAACAUGCGUGAAGUGCAUCCGUGGCAGAUUGCAUAUACAUGCGUGAUUACACGCUUCACACUCAACUCGCAGAGUGUUUGGCAGAACUACGACGGCGAGUUCAAUGUCCCACAUUUCUUCAACAUGAUUAUACAACUCUUUGAUGACAAGGAAUGA